GUGAAUAAGGAAACAUCAGGGAAUAAUUCUUUUUCCAUUUUUUGAAAGACUAUUAUUUUUGGCAUUCAGCUGACAUAAGCAUGUGGACAUUUUUAAUCACUUUAACUUUAUGUGCUGGCUUGGGACAAGCUGCCCCUUCUUCUCAACCAGACGAAUGUAAAACUCUACUAAGGGUACCAAAUGCAGAUUCCAGAUCUAAAAAUGGUGUUCAGAAAAUCACCUUCACAUGCAGAGAAGAUUAUGAACUUGAAAAUGGACAAAAAACUCUUCAAGCACAUUGUUCUGAUGAACGUAAAUGGGUUUGGGACUCAGAUUCGUCUAUUAAGAAAUUUUGCAAACCAAUUUGCAGUCUACCUUGUGAAAACGGUGGCACAUGUAUUUCACCCAAUAAAUGUGCAUGCGAAGUUGGAUAUACUGGAGAACAAUGCGAAAACAGCAUCAUCAAUUGUGAUUUUCCAGUUUUAGAAAACACAAAGUUCUCAGCAGUUAACGAUGGAUUAGGAGUAAACGCGACGGUUGAAUGUGACAAAGGAUAUACAUUCGAAGAUAAGAGUACUGAAAAGAACAUUUUUUGCACGAGCGAUCAAUGGUUUUCAUCUGAAACUGGCGAACCUGUUGAUGAUAUCAUUGAGAAUGGUUGCAACUAAUUCAUGGCUUCUUACGGAUGUUUGUGAUGAAUCUAUAUCGAACUUUUGAUGAAAAUGGUUUUGACCGAAAUCCGAUUAAGUUAUCACUUUCAAACUACGAAUUAUAUAUUCAAGUGAGAUAGAAUUUUC
Molecule: messenger RNA, 776 nt
Organism: Contarinia nasturtii (swede midge)
Lineage: Eukaryota; Metazoa; Arthropoda; Insecta; Diptera; Cecidomyiidae
Product: fibrillin-1-like
Exons: 3
Coding region: 81-647 (188 amino acids)
Biological process (GO): anatomical structure development
Cellular component (GO): extracellular region; cell surface
Molecular function (GO): signaling receptor binding
Source: RefSeq, a predicted model, not a curated record